AGUUUCUUAGAUGGUUAGAUCGCCGUCGCUUGUAGACAAUUUUGUUCCCUCUGUGCGUUGUGCCAAUUUUACGGUUUUCAAAUUUUAUAUUACAAAAUAAUAAUAAUAAUUGUUGGUCUUAUGUUAAAUAAGUUCACGUUUAAUUUUCCAACACUUUACCAUAAAUUUUCAAAUAAAAAUUUAAAAUAAAAAAUUUUAAUAAAAAAAACAGACAACCAAAAUAUUAAAAAUAAAGAGAAAAAUUUAAUAACAUCUUUUUUGGGGAUUGUUUAGUGCCGAUAAUCUUCGGAUCUGAAAUUUGUACCAAAUCCGAUAUAAAUUUGUUUAUGAUUUUUGACAUCACAUAUAAAUUAUUUUUUGUUAUUCACUUGUAAUUAGAUUUCGUACAUGUGCUGUGAAUGUGUUUUAAACUAAUUGCCGAGGGCGGCAACAUUUAAUUGCCAUAUUGCCCUUGCUUUUCUUUGCAUAUUUUCGGUAUUAGGUACACCAAAAAUUUAAUAAGAAAUAACCGACAAAACAAAAAAAAGAAAGAAAGAAAAAAAACAAUAAAUAAAAAUUCUGUUGUGGUGGAAGUAAACUAAAAAAUAUAUUUUUUUUGGUAUUCUCUGAUUUAUGGUGAAUCUUAUAUGUGUCGGCAUAUCAUUUUCUUGCAAAAAUUAAGGAUUACUUAACUAUUGAGUGUUUGAAGGUUCAUUACUGACCGAGGCACUAUGGACCAGCAAUUUUGUCUUCGCUGGAACAACCAUCCGACCAAUUUAACUGGUGUUUUGACCUCAUUGCUACAACGAGAAGCUUUAUGCGAUGUUACAUUGGCAUGUGAUGGAAAAACAGUUAAGGCACAUCAAACCAUUUUGUCGGCUUGCAGUCCAUAUUUCGAAACCAUAUUUCUUCAAAACUACCACCCCCAUCCUAUAAUAUACCUUAAAGAUGUCAGAUACUCAGAGAUGCGAUCACUUCUGGACUUUAUGUACAAGGGUGAGGUGAAUGUUGGCCAAAGUUGUUUGCCAACAUUUUUGAAAACAGCUGAAAGUCUACAGGUUCGAGGCUUAACAGACAACAAUAAUAUAAAUUAUCGCGCUGAUGGUGACAAAGAACGUUGUGAAGCAACCGGCGAAAAACCAAGUGUAACUAGGACUCAAUUUGAUCGUGAAUUGGAAAGAGACCGAUGCGAACUAGAUCGAGAUAGGGUCGAUCUUGAACGUGAAAGGGAUAGUAGGGAUCGACGGAGUGAUGAACAAAUGAUUUUAGAUUUGAAAGACUAUAGAGAACGGGAACGAGAUAGAGAAUUGUCUACGACACCAGUAGAUCAUUUUAGUAGUAAGCGAAAGCGCAAAAACUCAUCAUCUAACUGUGAUAAUUCGUUAACCUCAACGCAUAGCGCAAAUGUGCAGGAACGAAAUUACUCUCAGGAUACUCAGACAUCCUCCCAUAGUAGCUACAAGUCCAGUCCCAUGCCAAAAUUAAAUCCCCUUGACGGAGAAGAAAUACGAAGAAAUUCACCAGCCAAUACACCAGUUGGACUAAAUCCAACAUCAGUUAGUAUUAAACAGGAAAAACUUGACGCUGGAUUACAUCCUAAUAUGCCCGACAUAAUGACAGCCGGUAUGUCAAUGCAUCCAGAAGAUAUGUCAAAUUUGCUUUCAACACACGGUUUGUCGCUCUCCGAGAACUCGGAAAAUGAUUCCCAGCAUCAGCCACUGGAUCAUUCGGAUAAUGAUGGCAGUAAGGCCUGGCACAUGCGGCUCACAUUCGAACGCCUGUCCGGCGGCUGCAAUCUACAUCGGUGCAAAUUGUGCGGUAAAGUGGUCACCCACAUUCGCAACCAUUACCAUGUCCACUUCCCCGGCCGAUUCGAGUGUCCACUGUGCCGUGCAACAUACACCCGCAGCGAUAAUUUGCGCACCCAUUGCAAAUUCAAACAUCCCAUGUACAAUCCGGAUACGAGAAAAUUUGAAAAUCUGUUAGGACCGUCGAUUACGUCGCAUGCGGCAGUUACGGCAGCUGCUGCUGCAGCUGCAUUUAUGGCUCAAUCACAAACUGGAUCGUCUGACUGAUACAGCCAACUACUCGGAUUAUUUAUAUGUCCAAAUAUCAACAGUGAAUAAAGUUCUUAUGGAAUCUCGAAUUGUAGUAAUGUUUCAUGCAGAUGAAAUGAAAAAUUAUUAUGAUGUGAAGGUGGUUGAUAAUAUUUAAAAAAAUAAAAUAAAGAAAAAGAAGAAGACGAUUUCACAAAAAGAAAAGAAAAAUCAUGUACACGAUGAAUAGUUUCGUAUUUAAAUUCAUCAUCGAGAAAAAGAAAAGUUUUUACUAAAAAAUUAAAUUUUUUUAUUUAUAUAUUCGAUUUUUUACACGUGUUUGAGGCCUUCUAUUCAAUUAAAUGUAAGGGUAUUGAAGAGGAGAAAGCUCUUUCGUUUGUAUUUUUCCCUUUCUUGAUAAAUUCAAGUUUUAUUUUAAACUCGAAUUUAUAUUUAACAGAAAAGAAAUUAUAUUUUUGGAGUAUAGACACAUUGAUUUUUAUAGUAAAAAGAAAUAAAAAGAAAAAAUUGACGUUUGCUAAUUCGAAGAAGAGCUUUAACUUAAAUUUACAUUUUGUUCGAGGCAAAAAUUUACACUAACAUUACAAAGCCACUGUACCGAAUUAUACUUUUAUUUUUCAAUGUUUUUGAGGUUUCGAGUGUUUAAAAUGUCUACUGUCAUUUGUCCAUUGGUUUUCCUGUUAACAUGCGAGUACAUGUGAUAAAGACAGCCGGAUUAAAUAAUAAUGUGAUUUGACGUUUUAAACACUCGGAAAUGUCAAAAUUAUCGAAAAAAAAUAAUACUUCUUUUAGGUUGGCUUUAAAAUGUUAGGCAAUGUAACAAUUUUUUUUUAAGUAAGGGAAGCAGACUUAAAGUCUAUAAAGAAGGAGAAGAAAUUCGGUUUGGUAAUCCAACUUAUUACAAUAAAUAACAAAGUUAUUUAAUAGAGAUUUUAUUUAAUAGAAAAUUUAAUUAUUUUAUAAAUGUUAUACUUUUUACAUUAAUCUAUUUAAUUAAUUUUUUUUGCCAGAGAACGUUAAUUAUUAUGUAUUUUCGUAAAUAAUUAUUGUUUUUAUUAAUUUAUAAUUUAAUUAUUUUUUUGAUUGAUUUAUUCACUAUUUUACUAUUAUUAACCUGAAAGCUUUUUUUAUACAAAAACAUACACUUUAUUAUUGUACAUUUAUAUUUGUUAUUUGUUUCAUUAACUCUAUGAUUAACUUAUUUUUAUAAAUUAUAUUUUCUAUCUAGCUAAACAGAAACGUCAAGUUGUGCUUUUUUACGCGCAAAAUAUUUAAAAAAUAAAAUAAAAAGUAAAAACAACAUACAACAUAAAUAUAAUAUAUUUUUAUACAUGUAAUUAUUUUGUUGAGAAUAAUGUUUUGGAUUUUUGGAUAUAUUACAAAUUUGUAAAUCCUUUCAAUAAAACUAUACAACUUUUUGAGGCCGCCGUGUUGUCGUCGUCGUCGUCGUGAUACAAUUAUUUUGCUAUGCAUUUAAUUAAAACUAAUUUUAUAGACACAAAACGAAAAGGACUAAUUAAAUAAAAUAUAAAGUGAAAGUAACACCGAAAAAAAAUCUUCAUAAUCCACACUUCCAAGCAUCUACUCUCGACAUCAGUUCAACAUAUUGCAAUAACUAAAACGGGCAUAAAAUAACUAUAAUUGAUAAUUUAGUUUUUUUAAGGUUAAUACAAUUUUACAAUUUAUAUCUCUAGUUUUUAUUGAAUAAUUAUUUUUUUCUUUUUUGUUUUUUUUUUGUAUUUUUUUAUUAUAAGAAAGAGAAACAUUUAUUUUCUUUUUUAUAUAAUAUCAAUAUUUAAUAUCCAUACAAUUAUUCAUAUAUUACAAUUAUUGGAAAGAAAGAAAGAAAAAUAUGUCGUGUCUUCAUCGAAUGAAUUUAAAAAAUUACAAAAAUUGGGGAAGAAAAAUAUCGUCAAAUUUCGGCUAUAAGUUUAAAUUAAACUAAACAAAAUUUUUAAUAGAAAAUUUACUAAAUUUUGAAUCAAAUUUUUCGAAUGGGUGAAGAAAGUAAGAUAGAAUACUAUUUUAGAAACAGUAUUUCAUUCGGCGAAAUAAUGAUUUUAAAAUAAUAUUUUAUUGAAUCAAAAAAAAAAAACUGUGAACCAAGAUUGUGAUAGAUAGAAAAAAAUGGUAUGGUGCUAAACCCAAAAAAAUAUAAUCGAACCGAACGUGCAAUAUUACUAGUUGUUUAAUUUUUUUGAAAUAAUAAUGCAUUAAAAAGUACUAUUAUUAAAGUGAAAAAAAAAAAAACGAAAAUAAAUAAAUAAAAAAAUAAUAGAAAGAAAACGAAGA
Messenger RNA from Bradysia coprophila, 4328 nucleotides. RefSeq names its product sex determination protein fruitless (gene fru). NCBI's taxonomy places the organism in Eukaryota, Metazoa, Arthropoda, Insecta, Diptera, Sciaridae. Gene Ontology annotation, cellular component: nucleus. Gene Ontology annotation, molecular function: protein binding. Gene Ontology annotation, biological process: regulation of transcription by RNA polymerase II. The record is from RefSeq and is a predicted model, not a curated record.